Paramecium pentaurelia is the source of this 2100-nucleotide messenger RNA. The record is from the annotation of a GenBank genome assembly. Lineage: Eukaryota; Ciliophora; Oligohymenophorea; Peniculida; Parameciidae.
AUGAAAGGAUAGGUAAAUAUAUUCAUUCUUAAAGUAGUUUCUUUGGGGAUUUAUUUAUAAACCACUUUUUAGAUUCAGAAGUAAACAUUUUGCAAAUAACUUAAGAGCCUACAUUCAAGUUUCUGUAAAGUCCAUUUCAAUUGAAUAAAGAUGAUCUUAUUAAGAAAUCAAUAAAUAUCCCAGAUCAUAAAUUUGAUUUCUCCCCUUUUAUUAAUGCAGAUUCGACCUUCCUAGUCAAUUAACAAAAUAUUUAAACUUUACGUUUAUUAUAAAAAGAUUUUACUUCAGAUCCUCAGAAUCCUGAAAAAGCUUACAAAUAUGUGAGAUAAUUAAAUCGUAUGUAAAUGUAUGAAGAAGCACUUUAAAUAUUCAAGUAAACAGGUAUCAUAUAUUGGUUGACCUUUAGAUAACUUUAGAGAAAAUGCUACACUUAAAUAACAUUAACAAUUAUAAGAAUAAUAUGGGAUUGCAUUAACUAAUCUGAAAUCUAAUUUAUAUUCUGAUAAACGUAAAUCAAUGAUUUUACCAGGAGUAAUUCAAUUACUUAUAACAGCUGCAAUAAUAUAUCAAAUAUUUUACUAUUUUCAACCUAAUCAAACAAAACCUAAGAAUGAAAAUACAUAAAAAGAAAAUACUGAUUAAGGAGUAGGUAGAAUGGAUCGUUUUUAUAAUAUAUUAAGAAACAAUUAGAGUAUUUAAGAGGAAAAAAACAUUCCUACUCGUUUUAAUGAUGUAUUAGGAAUUGAUGAAUUCAAAGAAGAAUUAGAAGAGAUAGUUGAAUUUUUAAAGAAUCCAAAAAAAUACACUGAUUCAGGAGCUAAAUUACCAAAAGGAAUUCUAUUAGUAGGACCUCCAGGAACAGGAAAAACUCUAUUGGCAAGAGCAUUAGCUGGUGAAGCUGGAUGUGCAUUCUUUUAUAAAUCAGGAUCUGAAUUCGAUGAGAUGUUUGUUGGUGUUGGAGCUUCAAGAGUGAGAGAUAUAUUUAAAGCAGCAAGAGCAAAAGCACCUGCAAUUAUCUUUAUUGAUGAAAUUGAUAGUAUUGGAGGAAGAAGAAGAGCCUAAGAUCCAGGAUCUUCAAGAGAUACUAUCAAUUAAAUUCUAACAGAAAUGGAUGGAUUUAAAUAGACAGAAAGUGUUAUUGUUAUUGGUGCUACAAAUUUUGAAAAAGUAUUAAGAUUUAUUAUAAUUUUUAGGUCUUAGAUCCAGCUUUAAAAAGACCAGGAAGAUUUGAUAAGAUGAUUCAUGUUCCAUUACCUGAUGUAAAAGGAAGAGAAUAAAUCUUUUCGUAUUAUUUAAAGAAAAUAAAGUUUGAUGAAAAGAAAGUAUUACCUUCAAAUUUGGCCAGACAAACAAGUGGAUUCAGUGGGGCUGAUAUACAAAAUAUGGUCAAUGUAGCAAUUUUAAAUGCAAUAAAAAAUGAGAGAUAGAUUGCUAUUACUGAAGAUUUUGAAUUUGCUAUUGAUAGAAUAUCAAUGGGAAUAGGUAGAAAAAAUAUGCAUGUGAGUGAUAAAGAAAAAUUAAUGACAGCAUAUCAUGAAGGAGGACAUGCACUAACUAGUUUAUUAACAGAUGGAGCUAUGCCAUUACAUAAAGUAACAAUAUUGCCUAGAGGAGGAGCCUUAGGAUUUGUAUAUAUUUUGUUUGACUUUCCUAAUAGACAGCUAUGUUGCCAGAGAAGGAUCAAUUGAAUUAUACAAGGAAAGGAAUUAUUGCAUCUAUUGAUGUUGCUAUGGGAGGGAGAGCUGCAGAAGAUCUCUUUCUUGGAAAGGAUGAUAUUACUAGUGGAUGUAGCAAUGACUUAGCUAAAGCAACUGAUUUGGCUUAUAUGUUUGUAAAGUAAUUAGGAAUGGAUGAUAAGAUUUCUUUGAUUUCAAUACAAAGUGAUAGAGUGAAGACUAGUGAUCAAUUUGAUUACAUGGUUGAUAUGGAAGUCAAGAAGAUAUUAGAAGUAUAUUAUAAAUAUAGAAUAAGGAAUCUUAUAAUAGAGUCAAAACAUUAUUAAAAACAAAUGAAAAUAAACUCAAAGAGUUGGCUACAGAAUUAGUAAAGAAGGAAACAUUAUCGGCUGAAGAAAUUAGAAAGCUUUUACAUAUCAAAUGA